GGGGGCAUGAGGGGAAUGCUCGCUUUGAAGGCGGGGAAGUCCUCCGACAUUCUCGCUCCUUACCAAAAUUCUUUACGGUCUCAUCUCCUAAACGCACCGCUCAGUGACGGCCUCGUACCUCACACCCACUGUCAAGCCCUAUAAAGAUACCUUUCCUUUCUUCAGAGAAUCGAACCGGCAAUGGCAGCCACCGCCUCCAGCACCGCGAGGUCGUUCAAGAUCGCUUUAGUGCAACUCUUGGUCACCGCGAACAAGCAAGCAAACCUGUCACUCGCCAGGACGAGGGUGUUGGAAGCCAAGAAGAAUGGGGCUGAAGUAGUUGUUUUGCCAGAGUGCUUCAACUCACCAUACGGCACGUCCCAUUUCCCCAAAUACGCCGAGCUCCUAGACGGCGAGUCCUCACAAGCCUUGCAAAGCAUGGCUAAAGAUGCAGGUGUAUAUUUGAUUGGAGGAUCGUUCCCAGAACAGGCCCCUAGUUCGACAUCAAGCCCGUCGAAAGGCAGCUUUUUCAACACCUGUACGGUGUGGGAUCCUACAGGGGCACGGAUCGGAGUGCAUCGAAAAGUGCAUUUGUUUGAUAUCUCGGUACCGGGAGGGAUCACUUUCAAGGAGUCUGAGGUGUUGAGUGCAGGCAACAAAGUGACUGUAGUGGAUACCAUAUUUGGAAAGAUUGGUGUUGGAAUAUGCUAUGACAUCCGUUUCCCAGAACUCGCCAUGAUAGCUGCCCGCCAAGGUUGCGUGGCAAUGAUAUACCCAGGGGCAUUCAACAUGACGACCGGCCCCUUGCACUGGGAGCUCUUAUUGCGUGCUCGAGCGGUCGAUAACCAGAUCUACACCGCAGCAUGUUCACCAGCACGAGAUGCCGGUGCAGGCUACAUUGCAUACGGGCACUCGUCCGUUGUAGAUCCCAUGGGAGCGGUGAUUGGAACGACGGAUGGGAAGGAGGAUAUUGUCUAUGCUGAUGUAGAUUUGGGGAAGAUCGCUUCCACACGGCAGGCGAUUCCGGUGACUACCCAGAGGCGGUUUGACGUGUAUCCCGAUGUCAGUGCGGGCUUUCGAUGAUCGAUGAGCUGCAUCCCAAGUACGUAGGUAGACUCGCGAUUGCUAGCAUAGA
Messenger RNA from Fimicolochytrium jonesii, 1114 nucleotides. Its product is annotated as carbon-nitrogen hydrolase. The record is from RefSeq and is a predicted model, not a curated record. Gene Ontology annotation, biological process: oxaloacetate metabolic process; L-glutamine metabolic process. The transcript has 3 exons. The coding region runs from base 181 to 1062 and encodes 293 amino acids. Gene Ontology annotation, molecular function: omega-amidase activity. Gene Ontology annotation, cellular component: mitochondrion. NCBI's taxonomy places the organism in Eukaryota, Fungi, Chytridiomycota, Chytridiomycetes, Spizellomycetales, Powellomycetaceae.